GACCGCGAGCCCGAGUCCAAGUGCUACGUGAACGGCGCAACGUUUGAGGUUAAUGACGCUGAGACCGAUUCCAAGAAGUGCCAGUAUGCUGUCUCGAGGCAUGAACACAACGACAUGACGAGAGUGCUAUGCCAUAGAAAGACGAAUAUCGACGUCUGGGCCGAUGCAGUUGACCUGAGAAGCAGCUGCAAGACUUGUACCGGCGACUGCAAAUGUUUCAUGGUGCUGUUUCACUACACGGGGAAGCUUGCGUUUAGCUCCAUCACCUCUGCUCAUCAGAAGUUUCACGAGCUGCGGUGUUCAUAUGGUCACGACCGCGCCCACUUCGGAGACGGCCUGUAUGCCAGCCAAUAUGCACCCGAACACUUCGGUAGCAAACUGCGCGUGGCUUUGAACAACUAUGGCAGUUGUGACACGGACGCUUUCGAUACAGAGCCCCUCUGCUGCGCCAAUUAUUGGGAGGACAUCCGCACAAAGUGGGCAGAGGCUGCUGACUUCUGCAUUCCGAUCCUUGUCCCGAAGGGGCUGCGGCGUGAUUUCCAGAAAGAAGAUUACGACUACGAAGAUGAAACAGGAAAGUGUAAAAUUGAAGCAGGUCGCAACCUCAAGGGCGUGAAACAGCACGAGAAUAGAGAUGUCUGGAUUAUUGAGCCUCCGGACAAAGACAUGGAUCCCGAGCGUAGACAGAAACACUGGAAGUCGGAUACAGAGCAACGUCUGAAGCUCUUGGAGAUGCGUCAGAAGGACGGAAAUCUGGAGGGGAGCUAUGAAAGCAAGGAGGAGGCGAAGAAGGUCUUGAAAGACCACGGAGUCACGGGCGGUGCAGAUUCCGGCUCAAUGCUGAAGAGCUUAGAUCAUGCAAGCUGGCGGCACAAGGCACUGGACAAGCACUUCAAGCUCUUCUACGACUCAUGGAAGCAGGGCGACUUGGCGGUGGCGCAGAACAGGCUGGCUGAGUUUGAGUCGCUUUUGGAGCGGUUGCCCCUGAAGGAGAAAGACCACGACCGAUACACUCUGAAGACCUACCAAGCAGCAGUCUUCUCCGAUCAGGGCAACAUGGAGAAAGCGGAGGAACUCUUGGAAGAGGUCCUGAAAUACCGCAAGAAAACCCGGGGUGAAGCACAUAUGGAGACGCUGGCCUGCCACGACCUGCUUGCAAAGCUCUUCUUGAACUGGCGAAAAUUUGAAAAAGCUGAGAAGCAUGCCCAAGAGGCCUUGAAUGGCAGAGAGGGUCCAGAUCCAGAUAAGAACAGCGACAAUCUGCAUGUGCUGCGGAGCCGCAGCUUUCUGCAAGAGAUCCUCAUUGAGAAAGCGCAGUCGGAAGAGUCUCCUUUAUCCGAGGACGUUUUCGAGAAGGCCUUCACGACCAUGCAGGACUGUGCCACAAAGAUGCUGCCUGAAGAGGUCCUGCGCGAGCCAGAGUUCGCGGAGUCUGGCUACGAAGAUCACAGAGCUGCCUUGGCGAUGUGGAACAACGCGGCAUGCGUGGCGAGGCGCUUCGCAGCGCUGCUUAAGGUCAACGGAGAAAAGAAGAAGCUGAUGCUGCAGCGAGCGGAUACCAUUUACGCACUACUGUAUGAAGCAUCAAAGCAGCCCGGCAGCUGGGAUCAUGCCGUGCAUCAUGCUCGCAUUGCGAGCAACUGGGCCCUUGUGCUCGAUCUCCGCAAGAGCACAGAGAAGAAUCCCGAGAAAGUGUUGGAGAAAGCGAUCAAGACGAUCGAGGGAAGAAUCAAAACAUUAGCAGACCCCGACACCCA
Molecule: messenger RNA, 1757 nt
Organism: Symbiodinium necroappetens
Lineage: Eukaryota; Dinophyceae; Suessiales; Symbiodiniaceae
Source: the annotation of a GenBank genome assembly